Cladophialophora immunda is the source of this 1460-nucleotide messenger RNA. RefSeq lists its product as uncharacterized. The transcript has 4 exons. Gene Ontology annotation, molecular function: oxidoreductase activity. The record is from RefSeq and is a predicted model, not a curated record. The coding region runs from base 1 to 1422 and encodes 473 amino acids. Lineage: Eukaryota; Fungi; Ascomycota; Eurotiomycetes; Chaetothyriales; Herpotrichiellaceae.
AUGUCUCAACAGGUAUAUGAUGUGGUGAUCGUUGGCGCGGGUCUUUCGGGCCUGCAAGCGGCCCUUACCGUCCACCAUGAGCACCUCAGUUACGUGGUGCUCGAGGCACGAGAUCGAGUGGGUGGAAAGACACUGACUCUACGCUCCAGCGAAGGGGCUGUGAAGUCCGAUCUGGGAGCUGCCUGGAUCAAUGACAGCAACCAAAGUCGCAUGUGGGAACUCGCGAAUGAUCUCGGAUUGCACACAUACGUCCAGAACACCCAGGGCGAUGUCGUCGUCCAGGACUUUGACGGAUCGCUUGUAAAGUUUCCAUAUGGGGAUGUACCAAAGUAUCCCUCGGGAAAUGAUACCGAGUCUUGCAUAUCAAUCCGAGACUUGGUCGAAAAUAUCUCAACCACGCAGACACCUUCGAUCUUCUCGGCAGGACCCCAUCGAGAGCAGCUCGACUCCAUUUCUUUUGAGACGUUCCUGCGCCGUGCAAAGGUCACAGACAAGGCAUUCGCGACCGCACAGGUCUGGACUCACGCUAUGCUGGGCGUUGACCCUGCCGAGGUUUCGGCCUUGUACUUCCUUGAAUAUUGUGCCGCCGGUGGAGGGUUGAUGACCAUGCGCUCAGAUUGCAAGGAUGGAGGCCAAUACCUCCGCAUUCGAGAAGGAACUGCAGCUUUUGCGGAAGGGAUGGCCCAGAAACUGAAGCCAGGGUCGAUCAAACUGGCCUGCCCUGUCGGAGGGAUAGAUCAACAGCAGGACAAGACCGUCUUGGUCUCAACGAGAGGACCCUCGCCGCAAGUGUAUCGCGCUCGCAAAGUGAUACUCUCGAUUCCGACACCGGUGUACAAAACCGUCAAAUUUUCUCCCUCUUUACCCGCGGCGAAAAGCGCGGUUGCCAACCACACCCGCUAUGGUUUCUAUACCAAGUAUAUCGUGAGGUUCAGCAGGCCAUUCUGGACAGAGAGAAACCUGUGCGGUCUAGGACAAUCAUUCGUGGGUCCUGUGUCGGUCUUCCGGGACACUAGUCUGGGCGACGAGGCUUGCAUGACGUGCUUCGUUGGCGGAAAAUUCGGGAGGAAAUGGGCAGCGCAAGAUGCUGAGAGGAAGAAGGCCUCGGUGCUGAAGCAAAUCGGCGCCAUAUUUGCGGAGGGGCGGGACAUUCGGCCGCUCUUUGUCGAGGCUUAUGAGUCGCCGUGGAUGGACGAGGAGUUUUCAGGCUGGGGCUGCCCAUGUCCUGCGAUGCCACCAGGUGUUCUUGCCGACGGAUGGGAAGCGUUGUGCGCGUCGUUUGGUAACAUCCAUUUCGUGGGCACAGAAUUGAGCACUGUCUGGAGAGGCUAUAUGGAGGGGGCGAUCAGAAGCGGAGAGAGCGGCGCGAUGCAGGCGAUUGCUGAGCUGAAGGCCGGGGCCUCGCAGAACGCAAAGCUGUAGGCUUCAUGGAUGAAUGGGCAAACCCCUCUUCUGCCUGG